Molecule: messenger RNA, 1140 nt
Organism: Brassica oleracea var. oleracea
Lineage: Eukaryota; Viridiplantae; Streptophyta; Magnoliopsida; Brassicales; Brassicaceae
Product: plastid division protein PDV2
Exons: 2
Coding region: 138-1016 (292 amino acids)
Biological process (GO): chloroplast fission
Source: RefSeq, a predicted model, not a curated record
CAACAUCACUGGACCGACCACUCCAAAGCAAAGUCCAAAUCAAAACUUGUCCCUUCCUCCUCUAACUUACGAAAAAAAACCUAAACCCCAAUUUUCUCCUUCACUCCUUUUUUAUUUUUUUUUCUUAGUCGCUGAAAAUGGAAGACGAAGAAGGCAUCGGGUUAAUUCUAGCAAGAGCCACCGAGCUCAGACUCAAGAUCGCCGAUCGUAUCGAUACCUCCAGCACUGAUGUUUCUUCUCCCAGAGAAGGAAAGAAAGAUGAGAUUGCUGGGAAUCAAGAAAAGGAUUUUGACUCAUUCAGCUCUGACGAUGCAGAUGAUGAAGAAGAAGCUGAUGAACAGCUUUUGCGUAUACGCGAUGCUCUUGAAUCUCUUGAGUCUCAGCUUGCUGCUUUACAGAAUCUACGGCAAAGACAACAGUACGAGAAGCAAGUAGCUCUCUCUGAGAUUGAUUACAGCAGGAAGAUUUUGCUCGAGAAGCUCAAGGAGUACAAAGGAAAAGAACUUGAAGUGCUACGCGAGGCUUCCACUUUUGCUGGCGAAAGAGUUGAUUAUGAGAACGAUCUUCUCCUUCCUCCUUACCCUGUUCACCCUCCUCCUCUCUCCCUCGGUUUAGAUAAUAACAAUGGCUACUUACCUCAUUUACCGUUAAACCAGAAGAAAUCUGCAGAUGCAAAUGGGUUUGGUUCAGGACAUGUGAGAAAGGAAGCAGAGGUCAAGGGUCCUAAUGGAAUUGUUCGCUUCUUAGGCUCUGUUGCAAAGAUCAUGCUACCAAUCAUCGGCGUAAUUUCAGUCUUGUCUGCUUCCGGCUAUGGUCCAGAGAUCAAAAAAAGAGGUGUGUCAUUCAAACUUCUGGGGCUUUUCCCUCAACGAGUAGUCAGAGCACCGAACCAAUGCCCGCCUGGGAAAGUUCUUGUGAUUGAAGACGGUGAAGCAAGGUGUCUUGUGAAGGAAAGAGUCGAAAUACCUUUUGAGUCGGUGAGUGCGAAACGAGAUGUAACUUACGGAUAUGGUUGAAUUGAAGAGAGAGAGAGAAAACACCCUUCUCUGUAAUCUUCACUGCCUCCUGAAUUGUUGUGUGUAAAGUUUCAACCUUUGAUCUCUUUAGAAGUGAAGCAACAAUCCCAAAGUUUUUGUAAUA